Molecule: messenger RNA, 1522 nt
Organism: Doryrhamphus excisus (bluestripe pipefish)
Lineage: Eukaryota; Metazoa; Chordata; Actinopteri; Syngnathiformes; Syngnathidae
Biological process (GO): regulation of gene expression
Cellular component (GO): nucleus
Source: RefSeq, a predicted model, not a curated record
UGUCGGUUAGUGUUUAGCUUCUUUUAUCUUUUCCUGCUCUUGGUCUGUCACUGCUUUUAGUUUACACGGAAUGGGUAUUGUCCAUGUUUCAUCUGUGUUGACAUUAGUUCUAUCUCCACACUCUGUAGGUGAAGUAUGUAAUGACACUUCCACACCAGAGGAGACGCAGUAAUGCACUAGAAUGUAGCUAUGUUACCGGAAGAGAAAAAAAAGAAAAUGAAAACAGUUAGCAUGUAGUGUGGUGUUUUAAGUCGGCGUCAGUUCCUUCAUUUUUGUGUCUGUACUUUUGUUUGUCGAAUAACAAACUACACAUUAUUCAUUCCUAAUGUCAUGAUAACAUCGUCUCGAUGAACGAUGAAGCUUCUUCCGGUCGCUUCGCCAGUUAGCUGCUAGCUAGGAGACACGGACAUUAGCCACACUUAGCUAAACAGAAAAUCAGGUGCUGUGAUUGAGUGAAUGAUGUGUAAAGUGCAAAUGCUGAGAGCGUUGGUGAACCAACGACUAACCGAGGCUGUAGAAGAAAUAUUUGUAGUGUUAGAAAGAACGAUAGCAGAGUACGAGCAGGAACUUUGUCGAACAAAAGAAGAGAACGAGCGACAACGUCAACUACUGGACACCGUUUUCAAGAAGCCUCGCGAGUUACACAGAACAGAUGGCAAUGAAGAACAGCAGGGGUGGAGCUCCAGGGUGGCACAAGAGGAGCCACAGUCCCCCCACAUUAAAGAGGAAAAGGAGGAUCACAUUCAGGAGCUUGACGUUGUGGAGGAGAUCACAAAGAUUGGUGUCCCUGUGAAGAGUGAAGAUAAAGACAAAGUUCAAAGAGAGGAGAAGAGAGAGGUUGAGCCUCCGAGCAGCAGCUCAACUCAACAAAUGACAACCGAAGCUGAUGGAGACCACUGCGAAGGAUCACAAGCAGAACGCUGCUUUGCUUCACAAUCAUAUAAUGAUAACACAUCACACUAUUCUGACACUGAUGAUGAAGUAUCUAAAGCUGAUAUGACAUGUCACUCUGACAACACAGGCUGGAAAUGCUCUCAGUGUAACAAAACGUUUAAUCACCGUAGUUAUCUGGAAAGGCACAUGAGGAGUCACACUGGAGAGAAACCAUUUGUGUGCUCGGUUUGUGGUACAAGAUGCUCUCAGAAAGCAGAUUUGAAAAUACACACAAGAAUACACACUGGAGAGAAACCGUUUUCCUGUUCAGUGUGUGGUGUAGGUUUUGUACGCAGACAGCAUUUGAAAAGACACAUGAGGACACACACAAGGGAAAAUACAUAUUCCUGUUCAAGCUGCAACAAAACAUUUUGUGAACGAACAACACUUGUGGUACACAUGAGAAGACACACUGGUGAAAAAGUGUUUAGUUGCAGUGUGUGUGAUGAAAAAUUCUCUUAUAAAUACCAAAUUAACAAUCAUAAGUGUGCUGGAGAGAACAGCAGCCAUAAAUGAAGCAGCAGGAUUAAACAUGUGAUGGCAUUUUGUGUGUGUGUGUGUGUGUGUGUGUGUGUGUGUGUGCGUGCGU